Molecule: messenger RNA, 3297 nt
Organism: Nanorana parkeri
Lineage: Eukaryota; Metazoa; Chordata; Amphibia; Anura; Dicroglossidae
Gene: GRIN2B
Product: glutamate ionotropic receptor NMDA type subunit 2B
Exons: 9
Coding region: 1-3297 (1098 amino acids)
Biological process (GO): synaptic transmission, glutamatergic; monoatomic ion transport; long-term synaptic potentiation
Cellular component (GO): postsynaptic density membrane; postsynaptic membrane; plasma membrane
Molecular function (GO): transmitter-gated monoatomic ion channel activity involved in regulation of postsynaptic membrane potential; NMDA glutamate receptor activity
Source: RefSeq, a predicted model, not a curated record
AUGCAGGUAACAAAUAUAGGACUUGAGAUCACUGUCUCCAUCCUCCAGACCAAAGUCCACAGAGCCUCAGCAAUCCAGGUGAUCGACAGGAGGAUAAGUCCAGGUUUAAAGCUGGGGAAGCAUGUGGAGUAUCGUUCAAAGGACUGCCUACGGCAACUGCCGGUGUUAGAUCCAAAGCAGGAGAGACAGACCCACUCGGCUGUAAUGGCUGAAAAUGCAUUCAGAUGCCGCGAUAUAGAGCCUUCAGGAGCAGCAGUGGACUUCUGGAACCGCACAGAAGAAGGAGGAAACUACAUCAAAAGAUGCUGUAAGGGUUUCUGCAUAGAUAUCCUGAAGAAAAUAGCUAAGACUGUCAAAUUUACCUAUGAUCUGUAUCUGGUGACCAACGGAAAGCAUGGCAAGAAGAUUAAUGGCACAUGGAAUGGCAUGAUCGGGGAGGUGGUAACCAAACGAGCAUAUAUGGCUGUUGGGUCACUUACCAUAAAUGAGGAACGCUCAGAAGUAGUGGAUUUUUCUGUACCAUUCAUAGAAACUGGUAUUAGUGUCAUGGUGUCAAGAAGCAACGGAACAGUCUCUCCCUCUGCUUUCCUUGAGCCAUUCAGCGCUGAUGUCUGGGUGAUGAUGUUUGUCAUGCUUCUCAUUGUGUCUGCUGUGGCUGUAUUCAUAUUUGAAUAUUUUAGCCCAGUUGGGUACAACAGGUGCCUUGCAGAUGGAAGAGAGCCUGGUGGCCCAUCAUUCACUAUUGGGAAAGCCAUUUGGCUUCUCUGGGGCCUGGUAUUCAAUAACUCUGUGCCUGUGCAGAACCCAAAAGGAACCACAAGUAAGAUUAUGGUAUCGGUUUGGGCCUUCUUCGCUGUGAUCUUCUUGGCAAGUUACACAGCCAACCUUGCUGCCUUUAUGAUCCAAGAAGAAUAUGUGGACCAGGUGUCUGGUCUCAGUGAUAAAAAGUUUCAAAGACCCAAUGACUUCUCCCCAGCUUUUCGAUUUGGCACUGUCCCUAAUGGCAGCACUGAAAGAAACAUCCGUAAUAACUACCUCGAGAUGCAUACAUAUAUGGUGAAGUUUAACCAAAAAUCAGUACAAGAUGCUCUGCUUUCUUUAAAAACUGGUAAACUGGAUGCCUUUAUCUAUGAUGCCGCUGUGCUAAACUACAUGGCAGGGAGGGAUGAAGGUUGUAAGCUGGUGACCAUUGGCAGUGGCAAAGUCUUUGCAUCCACUGGUUAUGGUAUUGCUAUACAGAAGGACUCUGGAUGGAAAAGACAGAUUGAUCUGGCAAUUCUGCAGUUAUUUGGUGAUGGGGAAAUGGAAGAAUUGGAAGCUCUUUGGCUAACUGGCAUCUGUCACAACGAAAAGAAUGAAGUGAUGAGUAGUCAGCUAGAUAUUGAUAAUAUGGCUGGAGUCUUCUACAUGCUGGGUGCAGCCAUGGCACUAAGUCUCAUCACAUUUAUAAUGGAGCACCUCUUCUUCUGGCAGUUCCGACACUGCUUUAUGGGUGUCUGUACUGGAAAACCUGGACUGGUAUUCUCUAUCAGCAGGGGUAUUUACAGUUGUAUUCAUGGUGUCCCUAUAGAAGACAGACAGUCUACGAUGAACUCCCCUUCAGCUACAAUGAAUAACACACACUCUAAUAUACUACGACUCCUCCGGACUGCCAAGAAUAUGGCUAAUCUUUCUGGGGUAAAUGGGUCUCCUCAGAGUGCAUUAGACUUCAUACGCCGGGAAUCUUCAGUAUAUGAUAUCUCUGAACAUCGGCGGAGCUUUACUCACUCUGACUGCAAAUCUUUUCAGCCUGAGGAGAAUCUAUUCAGUGACUACAUCUCUGAAGUUGAAAGAACCUUUGGAAAUCUUCAGCUUAAAGAUAGCAAUGUCUACCAAGAUCAUUUUCAUCAUCACAGACCACACAGUUUAGGGAGUAAUAGUUCUAUUGAUGGUUUAUAUGACUGCGAAAAUGCUCCUUUCACAACACAGCCCAGAUCACUAUCCAAGAAACCCUUAGAUAUAGGCUUGCCUACUAAACACCCAACAACCCAAAUAGGUGACCUUUAUGGAAAGUUUUCAUUUAAAAGUGAUCGCUAUGGUGCACAUGAUGACUUAAUUAGGUCAGAUGUUUCUGAUAUAUCCACACAUACUGUCACAUAUGGCAACAUUGAAGGUAAUGCAAAAAGGAGAAAACAAUAUAAAGAUAGUCUAAAGAAAAGGCCAGCUUCUGCUAAAUCUCGAAGGGAAUUUGAUGAGAUAGAAUUGGCCUAUCGUCGGCGUCCAAGGUCUCCUGAUCACAAACGCUACUUCAGAGACAAAGAAGGUCUACGAGAUUUUUAUCUGGAUCAGUUCCGGACGAAGGAAAACAACCCUCACUGGGAACAUGUAGACCUGACAGAUAUGUACAAAGAAAGAGGAGAGGAGUUUAAACAUGAGAGUUCUUGCUCUAAUAGGCAACAUCAGAAACAUACCGGUGAGUAUGGGCAGAAUGAAAGAAAACAUGGCACCGGAGGAAAUGCUUGGGAGAAAAAUCUUUCUAACGUGGAGUGGGAAGACAGAACUGCGGCUAACUUCUGUCGUAACUGUCCUUCAAAGGUGCACAAUUACACAGGACAGAAUACCAACCGCCAAGCCUGUAUCCGCUGUGAAGUCUGCAAGAAAGCAGGAAAUCUUUAUGACAUCAGUGAGGACAACUCACUCCAAGACUUGGAUGCACGGCCAAUUCCACCUGCCAACUCCAAAUAUCCACAAAGCCCAUCAAAUGGCAAAGCCCAAAAGCGAAACCGAAGCAAGCUCCAUCGCCAGCAUUCCUACGACACUUUUGUGGACCUUCAAAAAGAAGAUGUGACCUUAGCUCCACGCAGUGUCAGCUUGAAAGAUAAAGAGCGCUUCCUGGAUGGCAGCCCAUAUGCUCAUAUGUUUGAAAUGCCUAAUGAGUCAUCCUUUGCAAGCAAGUCCCAUGGCCCAGGCCAUAAUCCAGGGGGGCACAUGCUCAGCCGUUCCCUUUACCCUGACCGAGUCACCCAAAACCCAUUUAUUCCAACUUUUGGGGAUGAUCAAUGCCUGUUGCAUGGGAGCAAGCCCUACUAUUUUAGGCAACCAGCUAUUGGUGGCUUGAAGGGAAGAUCGGACUUCCGAGGGACUGGUAAAUCACUCACUGCUUUAAAUGCGGGUCCCACAGGACGUUUCCAAAAAGACAUUUGUAUAGGAAAUCAAUCCAAUGCCUGCGUUUCAAACAAUAAGAACCCCAGAUCUUUCAACAACUCUACCAAUGGCCAUGUGUACGAGAAGUUAUCCAGCAUUGAGUCAGACGUCUGA